AUGUAUGUAUGCGCUUUCUAAUAAAGGUAGGAUUGAAAAUGCGUUUAGCCUUUGCCCUUUGAUUGAGGGCAGCGCAUCGCUUCAAAGGCAAGCAAGAAAAGCGAAUUCAGUUAAAAACAAUUAAAAAUUUGCCUCCUCCUCCUAAUUAGCACACUCGCUUUGCUGCUGACUCUUUAGAUCUGUCUCUCCAAGCUCGAAGAAGAUCUCUGUAUUCUAUUUUUCUAUACUGUAUAUAAAAACCUCACUCUCUCUACACCAUUACGUAAUGCUCGCUCCAUUUAUUCAAGUUCCGUUUAAAGAUUGACCUAAAGUGGCAAUGGCGUCAAAACAAAAAUCAAAAUUGAAAAAAUUGGGUUUGAGCAGCUCCAAAGCUGCUACUCCUUCAUCUUCAACUACGUCAUCUUCGAAACAGUAUCUGGAUACAUCUAUUGAUGGUCAGAGCUCUCCUGCAUCUUCAUCCACUCGAAGUAAGCCUCAGUACUUCUACUCAGAGAGCUUACCUGUGGAGGGAGAGAGAUCCAAAGAAAAUGUCACAGUUACAGUUCGGUUUCGUCCACUAAGUCAAAGGGAAAUCCGUCAAGGAGAGGAAAUUGCAUGGUAUGCAGAUGGUGAAACUAUUGUGCGGAGUGAGCAUAACCCAACAAUAGCCUAUGCAUAUGAUCGAGUCUUUGGCCCUACAACCACAACUCGUCAUGUCUAUGAUGUUGCUGCACAGCAUGUUAUUAGUGGUGCUAUGGAAGGCAUCAAUGGUACAAUUUUUGCUUAUGGGGUGACAAGCAGUGGGAAGACCCACACCAUGCAUGGUGAUCAGAGGUCCCCUGGAAUUAUACCACUGGCUGUGAAGGAUGCUUUUGGCAUUAUCCAAGAGACUCCAAACCGAGAGUUUCUUCUUCGGGUGUCAUACUUGGAGAUCUAUAACGAGGUUGUUAACGACUUGUUGAACCCAGCAGGGCAGAAUUUAAGAAUUAGAGAAGAUGCUCAGGGUACCUUUGUUGAAGGAAUAAAAGAAGAAGUUGUAUUAUCACCUGCUCAUGCACUUUCCCUUAUAGCAGCUGGAGAAGAGCACAGACAUGUGGGUUCCACAAAUUUUAAUUUACUCAGCAGCAGGAGUCAUACAAUAUUCACUCUGACAGUAGAGAGCAGCCCAUGUGGUGCAAAUCAUGAAGGGGAAGCUGUAAACCUGUCACAACUGAACCUCAUCGAUCUGGCAGGUUCAGAGAGCUCAAAAGCUGAAACCACUGGUGUGAGACGAAAAGAAGGAUCCUAUAUUAAUAAGAGCCUCCUAACUCUUGGAACUGUUAUAUCCAAGUUAACAGAUGGAAGGGCUACUCAUAUACCAUACAGAGACUCUAAAUUGACUAGACUUCUUCAGUCUUCACUAAGUGGUCAUGGACGUGUAUCUCUUAUUUGUACUGUCACUCCUUCGUCAAGCAGUUCAGAAGAGACACAUAAUACAUUGAAGUUUGCACACCGUGCAAAACACAUUGAAAUCCAAGCAGCACAAAAUAAGAUUAUUGAUGAGAAAUCGCUUAUCAAAAAAUACCAAAAUGAGAUUCGUUCUUUAAAGGAAGAGUUGGAGCAUUUGAAGAGGGGGAUUGUUACAGUUCCUCAACUGAAAGAUACUGGACAAGAUGACCUUUUUCUCUUAAAACAAAAGCUAGAAGAUGGUCAAGUCAAGCUGCAAUCAAGAUUGGAACAAGAAGAAGAAGCAAAAGCUGCUUUAUUGAGCAGAAUUCAACGGUUGACAAAAUUAAUUUUGGUCUCCACAAAAUCGUCACAAUCAUCAAGAUUUCCUCAUCGACCUGGUCCUAGAAGAAGACAUUCUUUUGGGGAAGAGGAGCUUGCAUAUCUACCACACAAAAGGCGGGACUUGAUUUUAGAUGAUGAAAACAUUGACUUGUAUGUUUCUGUUGAGGGAAAUUCUGAAACCACUGAUGAUACACUUAAGGAGGAGAAAAAGACCCGGAAGCAUGGACUUCUAAACUGGUUAAAGCUACGGAAACGAGAUAGUGGCUUGGGGGCUUUGACAAGCUCAAGUGAAAAAUUAAGUGGAAUAAAGUCUAUGAGCACACCUUCAACACCUCAAGCAGAAAGUAAUCAUUUUCAUACAGAAUCCAGACUUUCCCAUUCUCUACUUACAGAAAGCUCUCCAUCAGUGGAUCCGUUAUCUGAGGCCAGAGAUGACAGAGAAAUUCAUGAGGAUAAUUUCUUGGGACAAGAGACACCUCUGACUAGCACAAAAUCAAUUGAUCAGAUUGAGCUUUUAAGGGAGCAGCAAAAAAUUUUGUCUGGAGAGGUGGCACUUCAUUCAAGUGCUUUGAAGCGGUUGUCUGAGGAGGCUGCAAGAAACCCCCAGAAGGAUCAGAUUUAUCCGGAGAUGAGAAAGUUGAAAGAUGAAAUCAAUGCGAAGAAUGAACAAUUAACUUUGCUGGAAAAGCAAAUUGCUGAUUCCAUUAAUGUUGUACACAAUACAAUGGAUAAUUUGGAAUUAUCACAACCUGUUACUGAAUUGAUGAUGCAAUUGAACGAGAAGUCCUUUGAACUUGAGGUUAAAGCUGCAGAUAAUCGUAUAAUUCAAGAGCAGCUCAACCAAAAGAUAUGCGAAUGCGAAGAAUUGCAGGAAACAGUUGCCUCCUUAAAGCAGCAGCUCUCCAAUGCACUAGAGUUGAGAACUUUUAGUCCUGUAGUAAGUUAUUCACAGCGAUUUAGUGAAACAAAGAGCUCCCAUGGAGAACUUGGCUCAGACAAAGGGAAUGCGAUAUUGAGUGAUCCAAUUGAAGGGUUGCUUCGACAAGCACAGGCAGCUGAGAUUGAAGAACUGAAGCAGAAAGUGUCAGAACUAACAGAAUCAAAAGAACAGCUCGAACUCCGGAACCAGAAACUAGCGGAGGAGAGUACAUAUGCCAAAGGGUUAGCCUCAGCAGCUGCUGUUGAGCUCAAGGCAUUAUCAGAAGAGGUCGCCAAGCUAAUGAACCAUAAUGAGAGACUAGUUGCAGAGCUAGCCACAUCUAAGAACUCGCCCACGCAGCGUAGAAGCAGUACUCCAGUUAGAAAUGGCCGUAGAGAUAGUCACAUUAAGCGCAAUGAUCAAGGUGGGUCAGUUUCAGAUAUAAAGAGAGAACUAGCCAUAAGCCGGGAGAGAGAGCUUUCAUAUGAAACAGUUCUUUUAGAAAAAGAUCAAAGAGAGGCUGAUCUUCAAAGAAAGGUUGAGGAAUCAAAGCAAAGAGAAGCUUAUCUGGAGAACGAACUUGCCAACAUGUGGGUUCUCGUGGCAAAGUUGAAAAAAUCCAAUGGUGCUGAAACUGAUGUUUCUUUGUCCACAAGAGAGACUCAGCGAGUUGAUGGUAACAGUUUUGGGAUUUAAAAUGAUCCCAUAGUAAAUUUGGGCUUUCAAUGGGAUUGGUGUUGAGAGAGAGAGAGAGAGAGAUUGUGUUGUGCUUGUGCAUGGGUAGGAAAUUUCUGAUUGUGUAUAUAACAAAUGAGAGCUUUUUCCUCGUUGGUUUCCCCAUUUCCCCCA
This is a messenger RNA of Quercus robur (English oak), 3517 nucleotides long. RefSeq names its product kinesin-like protein KIN-7K, chloroplastic. Gene Ontology annotation, biological process: microtubule-based movement. Lineage: Eukaryota; Viridiplantae; Streptophyta; Magnoliopsida; Fagales; Fagaceae. The transcript has 24 exons. Gene Ontology annotation, molecular function: ATP binding; microtubule motor activity; microtubule binding. The coding region runs from base 317 to 3364 and encodes 1015 amino acids. The record is from RefSeq and is a predicted model, not a curated record.